AUGUCUGCAGGAGGAGCCGACGCAUGUCCAGUCGACCACGAAACUCGCCAGGCAUGGCUGGACCAGGCCAAGAAGGUCAAAUCACAGGAUCAUCCAGCACCUCCGCCGCAAGCAACUCCAUCGCCGCCAGUGCCGAUACCCACCAGCACACCUCCUCAUGACCUUCGCCAGGUCCCCAUUCAGACUCGCUACUCUCUCGAUCAUGGUGCAUGGUUGGCUAUUCUGCCCAAGAACAUGGCCAUGAUGUCCCCGGCACAGCGAGGUGCUCUUGACACCUUCCGCGAGAUCUCGACCAUUCCUCGAGCCCUAUCUGCCGAAGGUCACGACGCUGCCCAAAACACUCACAGUCCCGCAAACAACGAACAAGAGUCUGGAGUCGACGAGAAGAGUGGAAACUGGGUCUAUCCUUCCGAGGAAAUGUUCUUCAACGCCAUGAAACGCAAAAACUACGACCCUGAAGCCGCUGAUAUGCGCACCAUCGUACCCAUUCACAACGCCGUCAACGAACAGGCUUGGAAGGAGAUCAAGGCCUGGGAGAAGGGCAGAGGCUCUGAAGCGUCANNAUGUGGCGGUCCUCGCCUUGUUUCCUUCAUGGGCCAGUCAAAGGAACUGACUCCUCGAGCACGCUUCAACUCCCUCUUGGGUUACUCCAAACCCUUCGACAGACAUGACUGGAUUGUGGACCGCUGCGGCACCCACGUCGACUAUGUCAUUGACUUCUAUGCUGGCAAGAAUGAGGGCAAGCCCGGCAAAUCUCUCAACUUCUACCUCGAUGUCCGCCCCAAACUCAACAGCUGGGAAGGCGUCAAGAUGCGAUUCGAAAAGUUCUGGGGUCUGUGA
Aureobasidium musti is the source of this 840-nucleotide messenger RNA. NCBI's taxonomy places the organism in Eukaryota, Fungi, Ascomycota, Dothideomycetes, Dothideales, Saccotheciaceae. The record is from the annotation of a GenBank genome assembly.